This is a messenger RNA of Aspergillus welwitschiae, 1626 nucleotides long. RefSeq names its product KR domain-containing protein. The transcript has a single exon. Gene Ontology annotation, molecular function: oxidoreductase activity; fatty acid synthase activity. The record is from RefSeq and is a predicted model, not a curated record. Gene Ontology annotation, biological process: secondary metabolite biosynthetic process; fatty acid biosynthetic process. NCBI's taxonomy places the organism in Eukaryota, Fungi, Ascomycota, Eurotiomycetes, Eurotiales, Aspergillaceae. Bases 1 to 1626 code for a protein of 541 amino acids.
AUGAAAGCCACUUUUGGUCAAGGAGUUGACGUGGUGUUGAACUCCCUCGCCGGCGACCUUCUGCGCAGCAGUUUUGAAGCAUGUGCCGACUUUGGCCGCUUUAUAGAUAUUGGGAAACGUGACAUCCUCGAUCAUGGCCUCCUGGACAUGUCCACGUUUGGCCGCAAUGUCUCUUUUAUGGCAUUUGACUUGUCCAAUCUCUAUCUCUCCAAAAAGCACAUCCAUCAUCAGCUCUGGAAGGCCCUGCUUACAGAAAGUCUGGAUUUAGUGAGAUCCAAGAUUUGUGAGCCUUGUUUCCCGAUCAAAACAUUCGAAACAUCAGAAAUCACCGAUGCAUUCAGGCACCUUUCCUUAGGCACACGACUGGGCAAAGUCACUGUUUCAUUCCAAGAUCCAAACACCAAUAUUAGGGUAGUUCCGGAGAAGUAUGAAACAGCCUUUAGUCCCCAGAAGUGCUACCUUAUGGUUGGGGGCCUGGGCGGGCUAGGUCGUAGUAUAUCCACGUGGAUGAUAUCUUGCGGUGCUCGACGGUUCGUAUUUCUCAGUCGAUCCGGUAUUGAUAAGCCCGAGGCGAAGGACUUGGUCGAAUAUUUACAGGCGCAAGGAGCCUAUGUCACAGUGAUCCGGGGAGAUGUUUGCCGGUACGAGGAUGUCGAACGGGCUGUGGAAGCUGGGGACUAUCCUAUUGGUGGCGUAAUCCAGGCGGCUAUGGCACUCGACGAGGCUAUAUGGAGUGAUAUGCCACAUAGCGCAUGGCAAACUACCAUGGGCCCCAAGGUGCAGGGGACAUGGAAUCUUCACAAUGCGUUGAGGCAGAAUAGUCGAGACUCCCAGCUGGACUUCUUCAUCAUGACUUCAUCUAUCUCCGGAACUGUGGGCACAGCAACUGAAAGCAAUUACUGCGCAGCCAACUCGUUCCUAGAUGCUUUCGCCCGGUAUCGAAACCAUCUCGGACUACCGGCUAUUUCCAUCGGGUACGGGAUGAUUUCAGAAGUGGGAUACAUGCACGAGCACCCAGACAUCGAAGCGCUCAUGAAGCGUGGAGGUGUCCAUCCCAUCAAUGAAGACGAACUAAUCCAGAUCAUGAACAUGGCUCUCGUAAACCAAAGACCAUGCACAUGGGACUCUCGCUACGAUCACCUGGCGGGCAGCCACAUUCUCACCGGGGUGGAAUUUAACGGCCUCCAGGAGCAGCGGGAACGAGGAUUCGAGGGCGACAACCAUGUCCUUGCUGAUCCUCGCGCUGCGUUGUUCACUGCGUCAUUUGCCCGCCGCGCCGCAGGCGAGGGCGAGGGCAAGUGCGAAACGCGCAACGCGACGGCACACCUUCCUAAGAAUAUUGCGCGAGCGCUGCGCGAAAACCAAGAUGUGGAGUCGACUCUCAAUGCACUUCGUACUGUUUUGUCGACGAAGAUCUCUAAUCUAAUCCUUCUGCCGGAAACUGACCUGAAAGCAGACCAGCCUCUAGGUGACUCUGGUCUGGAUUCUAUGCUGGCUGCUGAGUUUCGGACCUUUAUCUUCCGCAUGUUUGAAGUUGAUAUUCCUUUUGUGGUACUUCUGAAGAGGAGCACAACUGUGAAUCUUCUGACUGAUAUGAUUGCCCAAGGUCUACAUGCAGGUACUUAG